UCUCGACCCGUUCUCGUUCUCUGUUUUCAUUUUAACUCUUAUGCUGUAAAUCCGUCUCUUUCCUCGUAUCUUCCCUCUUCAUCGCGCUUCCCCCCUUUUUCUCUUCGUCUUCGCCGGUCUUUCCUCCAGAUCUUUUCCCCAAAACCUUUUCCUGUGGGCGAUCUGCACCCAUUUUCCGCCGAUUUUGCUGCGGAAACGCGGAUUUUUUUUGAGAUAUUUGGGCUCAUUUUGGUGGAAAUCUGGGUUUCUUGAGGCGAUUCGGUGUUUCUUGGUGGUGGUGGCGGAGGGUUUAGGGUUCCGGUAGGGAUGGUGGCGAGGAUGAUGUGGUGGCGACCGUGGCCGCCGCUGAUGACCAAGAAGUUCCAGGUGAGGCUCGUGGUGCGGCUGAUGGAGGGGCUGGUGGGGGUGGAGGGGGAGGAGGCGGUGGAGAGGGUGACGACGGAGGUGCGGUGGAAGGGGCCGAAGGCGGCGCUGAGCUCGCUACGGCGGACGGUGAAGAGGAACUGCACAAGGGAGGAGGAGGUGAGGGAUGGGACGGUGGAGUGGAACGAGGAGUUCGAGAGCGUGUGCACGCUCACGGCCCACAGGGAGAACUCCUUCCAUCCAUGGGAGAUCGCCUUCGCAGUCUUCAAUGGCUUGAACCAGGGACUUAAAAACAAGGCAUCUAUUCUUGGAAUGGCUUCAUUGAACCUGGCUGAGUUCACAUCUUCAGCUGAACAAGAGAUUGAGCUGAACCUUCCAUUGUUGCUGCCUGCUGUUGCUAUGGAGUCUCCUCCAUCACUUCAUCUGGUUCUCAGUGUAUUGGAAUUGAGAACAUCCCAAGAAUCACCAGAGAUGGUGCAGAGACCUAUGGUGCCUGCUUUAUUGUCACCUUCUCGUGGAGAUGCUCUCUCUUUGGAGAAAGAUGAGCUUUCUGCUCUUAAAGCUGGAUUGAGAAAGGUGAAAAUUCUUACAGAGUUUGUGUCAACACGGAAGUCUAAAAAGACAAACCGGGAUGAUGAAGGUAGUGAUGGCAAGUGCUCUGCUAAGAGUGAUGAUGCAGAAUACACUCACCCAUUUGACACGGACUCUGUUGAUGAUGAUUUUGAUGAAGGAGAACUAGAAGAUGACAAAGCGGACUCUAGUAUUAGGAAGUCGUUCAGUUAUGGCACAUUGGCAUCUGCUAACUAUGUUGGUAGUUCAUUGUAUCUUGAUGUGAGGACAGAUAGAGAAUAUGAGGACUGGGUCUACUACAGCCAUCGAAGAUCUGAUGUGGGCUAUUCACCUGCAGGGGAGAUGACGUCAUCUGUUCCUGAACAAUUUAUGUUGCAGGCUUCAAAUUGGAGUAUUCUCCCAUGGAAAAGGAGGAAGCUAAGUUUUAAAUCUCCAAAGGCCAAAGGGGAGCCAUUGUUAAAGAAAACAUAUGGAGAAGAGGGAGGGGAUGACAUUGACUAUGACCGUCGGCUGAUGAGCUCCUCUGAUGAAUCUCCUUCUGAAGGGAGGCAAAAAGUAGAUGAAUAUGGUGUUAUGCGCUCAUCAGUAUCUGAAUUUGGUGAUGACAAUUUUGUUGUUGGGAACUGGGAGUCAAGGGACCUAGUGAGCCGUGAUGGUCACAUGAAGCUUUCCACCCAGGUCUUCUUUGCAUCUAUUGACCAGAGGAGUGAGCGAGCUUCUGGUGAGAGUGCAUGCACAGCUCUAGUUGCUGUAAUUGCCGACUGGUUUCAAACAAACUGGGAUGCAAUGCCUAUCAGGUCUCAGUUUGACCAUCUCAUUCGAGAAGGUUCCACUGAAUGGAGGAACCUCUGUGAGAACCAGACGUACCAAGAGCGCUUCCCUGACAAGCAUUUUGAUCUUGAAACAGUUAUUCAGGCAAAGAUCCGCCCACUCUCUGUAGUUCCAAGGAAGUCUUUCAUCGGGUUCUUUCAUCCUGAUGGCACUGAUGAUACCAGUGGCUUUGAUUUCCUGCAUGGGGCCAUGUCUUUUGACAGCAUCUGGGAUGAGAUCAGCCAAGCUGGAUCAAAUUUUCCCACUGAUGGUGGCCCUCAUCUCUACAUAGUGAGUUGGAACGAUCACUUUUUUCUUCUAAAAGUUGAACAUGAUGCCUAUUACAUAAUAGACACUCUUGGUGAGAGGCUUUAUGAAGGGUGUGACCAGGCUUACAUUCUGAAAUUUGAUGGAAGCACAACAAUUCGCAAAAUUCCUGGUGAGAAGAAGACUGCUGACAGUGAGGCCGCAGGAGCUGUUAAUGGUGGUGUAGAUGGUUCAACAGGAGAGAAUCAUAGUGGAAAUGGUGAUCCAGAGGGGGAGCUUGUCUGCACAGGGAAGGAGUCUUGUAAGGAGUACAUCAAGAGCUUCUUAGCUGCAAUUCCAAUUAGGGAACUGCAGGCUGAUAUUAAAAAGGGGCUGAUGUCUUCGACACCUCUCCAUCACCGACUCCAGAUUGAGUUCCACUACACUGAGGCAUCCAAGGAGGUGAGUGCUGCAGCAUUGCCAUUAGCAGCAGCAGAGGCAGUUCCUGAGUUUUCAUGGCCACUGGAGCCAGUGGCAGCAUUUAACCCGACACCUGCAGUUGUAAUUGUAUAGAGAAUGGAGGGCGAGUACCUGGAGGAGGGCUGGCUGUCCUUGUCUAACUUGGAUUAAGUGCGUCACGUAGUAGGUAGCUGCUGUCUAGUUGAGCUGGAUGGGUUAAAGCAAGAAAACCCAUCAAAGAGUGGUCCUAUCUUUUUUAUUUUUCUUUUCUUGAAUUGAUUUUAGCUGGUUCUAUGCUCUUGUUAUAUGUCAUCUCCAGCCUGGAUUUUGUAAAGAAGUGGUUUUACAUUGUCUUAUCCUAGUGUCUGACAAACUGUGGUGGUGUGUUGGCAUCAUUCGGACUCUUUGUUUACCACUUGUACAAGUUGGUGUUGAAAAUUUCUUUACUCAUACAGUUUGGAACUUCGAGAUUUAUUCA
Messenger RNA from Elaeis guineensis (African oil palm), 2926 nucleotides. RefSeq lists its product as uncharacterized. The record is from RefSeq and is a predicted model, not a curated record. Lineage: Eukaryota; Viridiplantae; Streptophyta; Magnoliopsida; Arecales; Arecaceae.